Misgurnus anguillicaudatus (oriental weatherfish) is the source of this 2576-nucleotide messenger RNA. The record is from RefSeq and is a predicted model, not a curated record. Lineage: Eukaryota; Metazoa; Chordata; Actinopteri; Cypriniformes; Cobitidae.
AUUGAAUGCAGGCUAUAAAUCAGUGUACAGCAUGCAACCUUUGGCCUUGCAUUAUAAAGUAUGCAUUAUAAGUGUGCACUUGUCCAUGCUUGAUUCAUCUGAUUCCUCUACAUUGAAACCGAGUCCACAGUUGAGUUUCAUUUGAAAGCAGCACAUGUGAAGGUGUGAUGGCUCGUAAGAAUGUGUUUGGUCGUCUCAGUGCUCUGGAGAUCUCACUCAUUGUUCUGUUUCUGUUGAUGACCGCCGUCUCAGUGGCUCUUAUAGUCGUCCUCGCACUCGAGUGGGAUUCAAACAAACAAUCAGAAUCAGAAUCAGUGGAGCCCACAGUGGAGCCUCCGGCGAGCAAUUAUUUGAUCGGUGUGGGUCGAGCGGACUGCACUGGACCCGUGGCUGAUAUACCUCUGAUGGGUUAUGCCAACAGUAAGCAGACGGCACGAGGCCUCCACACGCGUCUGUUCAGUAGAGCCUUCAUCGUUGAUGAUGGAAAUAAAAGAGUGCUGUUUGUCACUGCUGAUAUCGGCAUGGUUUCUCAAAGACUGAGACUCGAGGUUUUGCGAGAGCUGAAAGUAAAGUACGGAGAUCUUUACAGACAGGAUAAUGUGGUCAUGAGCGGCACACACACACAUUCAGGCCUUGGUGGAUAUUUCCAGUACACUCUCUUUAUGAUCACCAGUAGCGGCUACAUUAAACCAUCUAUACAAGCCAUAGUCAAUGGAAUGGUGAAGAGCAUUGAUAUAGCUCAUAGGAACAUAAGACCUGGACGGGUUUUCAUAAAUAAAGGAGAACUUCUCGACACCAAUCUGAACAGAAGCCCACAUUCAUAUCUGAACAACCCUGAGGAGGAGAGAAACAGCUAUGAAUACAACACAGACAAGCAGAUAGUCAUCAUGAAGUUUACAGAUCUGGAUGGAGAUGGUAUGGGUCUGCUCAGCUGGUUCGCCGUUCAUCCCGUUAGUAUGAAUUACACCAAUCGUAUGGUGAGCUCAGAUAACAUGGGCUAUGCCUCGUAUGCUUUUGAACAAGAGAAAAACAUUGGCUUUCUGCCUGGAGAGGGUCCGUUUGUGGCUGGUUUUUCCUCCAGUAAUCUGGGAGAUUCAUCUCCAAACAUUCGUGGCCCCGUCUGUGUGGACACGGGUGAAAAGUGUGACUAUCUUAACAGCUCGUGUCCCAUCGGAGGAAAAAAAGCAUGCAUUGCUUUUGGUCCGGGUGAAGAUAUGUUUGAAAGCACCAGGUUGAUAGGAGAAAAUAUCUAUAAAAAAGCUAAGGAGCUGUACAGCAGUGCGCCGCAGGAGUUGCACGGCUCCAUCAAUUCUGCCCAUCAAUGGGUUGAUAUGUCCAAUGAAUCUGUGCAAUUAAACUCCACCCAUACUGGACGGACAUGUAAACCCGCUCUAGGUCACAGUUUUGCUGCUGGGACCACUGAUGGAGGCGGAGAGUUCAACUUUAUACAAGGAGACACAGAUGGAAGACCUUUUUGGGACUUCAUAAGAGAUUUGCUUGUAGGACCCCCGUCUAAAGCAACUAAAGCUUGUCAUCGCCCUAAACCCAUCCUCUUCAGCACAGGAGAGCUGAACGACCCUCUACCGUGGCAUCCAAACAUUGUUGAUGUUCAGAUCAUCACUAUUGGACCUUUUGCCAUAGUUGCAGUCCCGGGAGAAUUUACCACCAUGUCAGGAAGAAGAAUUCGCCAGGCCGUCAAACAGGAGCUGGAUCAGGGUCCAUUCAGAAACACAGAGGUGGUGAUCGCUGGAUUGUGCAACAUCUACACUCACUAUAUAACUACAUAUGAAGAGUAUCAGAUCCAGCGUUAUGAAGGCGCAUCCACCAUCUUUGGUCCUCACACUUUAUCAGCAUACAUCCAACGUUUCAGAGGCCUGGCCAAAGCUAUAGCUCAGGGAACCGUAGGAGAUUUACCCAAAGGUCCUGAACCUCCGUUCUUUGAUGAAGACAAACUCUUUAAUCUAAUCAAGGAUCCAGUAGAAGAUGAAGCACCAGUGAACACAACAUUUGGUGAUGUGCUAGAGCAAGUUUCCCCCGUCUAUAAAGUGGGGGAAGUUGCAUCCGUCACGUUUGUCUCUGGAAACCCAAGACACUCAGGAGAUAUAAGAGAUAAGACGUUUGUUACGGUGGAGAUGUUUCACAACGACACUGGCAUGUGGGAAAUAGUUCACACAGAUGCAUCAUGGGAAACAAGGUUUCACUGGGAAGGAGAUAAAGGUUUGAGUAACGCUACAAUUGAGUGGUACAUCCCUCGCUCAGCAAAGACAGGAACAUACAGGAUUCAAUACUUUGGACACUACAAACAGAUCCAGGACAACCAAACCAUCAUCUCGCCUUAUGUGGGCUCUUCAGAUGCUUUCAAAGUCACCAAGAGCUUUUACUACUUUUGAUGACCACUUCUUCAUAAUGAACAUUGUUUCAGAGUAACUUUACAGAGAUCUGAGGAAGAACAUCAUAAAACAGCUGCUAUUCAGAAAAAAAUGGUGAUGAUGAUGUCAAAAGCAUUGUUUAUAUAGUAAAUUAAUUUUGUUCUGUAAAUUGUAAAAUUUGUUUAUAAAAACAGUCCUGGCUCUGGA